This is a messenger RNA of Striga hermonthica, 159 nucleotides long. The record is from the annotation of a GenBank genome assembly. NCBI's taxonomy places the organism in Eukaryota, Viridiplantae, Streptophyta, Magnoliopsida, Lamiales, Orobanchaceae.
AUUAUGCUUCCUUUUCUUCUCUAAGUGCCGAGGGUAGUGAGCAUAGUGUGAGUUGUGUAUUAUUUUUCGGGUGUGUGCGCGAGCAUUGCCGAGAGUCCGCAAGCCGCCGCGAGUCAUCACGCGUACGGUCGUCACUACCAUAUGCGAGCAGCACCCCUC